Camellia sinensis is the source of this 1814-nucleotide messenger RNA. The record is from RefSeq and is a predicted model, not a curated record. NCBI's taxonomy places the organism in Eukaryota, Viridiplantae, Streptophyta, Magnoliopsida, Ericales, Theaceae.
UCUCUCUCUCUCUCCAUGCUCUCCCUCCAUAAAAACUCUCUCCAUCUUUACUCACCCAUCUCAAGCAACAACGCCAUCUCUCUCUCUCUAAACAUUUUUCUGGUUUUUUUUUUUUUUGGCCACCACUUUCUGGGUUCAGCUGAAUUCAACUUGUUACGACACAAUGAAAACUGCAGACACAAACUCCUCCUCAACUGAGCUCCAAGACCAUGGCAAUAGUACUGCACCCCAAACUGAAAUCCUCAUUCCAAUUCACAAGAUAGAUAAUCCCUCUGCAAUAGCGUCAGAAACACCCAAUCCCAAGCAUUGGAAGAAACAAAACCUCUUCUUGGAAGUACCCACAAGAAGAUUACAGGUCUCUCCUCAUGAUGAAUUCGUUCAAAUCAAGAUGCCUCCAACCCCAACACCCACUCCCAAGAAAGUGAAUUUCGUCCUCACACCAAGCCCUUCCGAUGCCAGAACAAUUGGCUCUCCAGGACCCUCCUCAGCCAGAGGCAAAUCGGGGUUCAAAAAUCUUCUACCGAAGCUGAGCUUCAAGGCUCGGAGUUCUCAGUCAGAUGCAGAGAGAGCUACUGCAAAUCCAGAUGUUGAAGCUUCGUCUCCAUUGCCUUUACCGCAAGAGAAGCCUUCUAUCUCGAGGUCAUGGUCGCUUACCAGAAUUUUUACUCCCAGGAUGAGGAGUACAACAUCUUCUCUACCUGUUACUCCAGUUGGGCAAUCGAAUCCGGAAUCAAUUGGUGGAGAAAACCUUGGAGGUUUAGUCAAUUUGAAUACAAAAGGAGCCCCUCGCCAGAUAUCUCGCUCACUUUCGGUCCCUGUCAUCAGAAAAGAAAGAAGAAUGAAGAGAUCAGAUUCAUUUUUCCGCGUGAUUCCCUCAACUCCUCGAGUGAAGGAAGUGGAUUCCACCAUGCCAAAUGCAACAACUCCAACUGGAGACACUGAAAACAAUGAAGAUGACGGUGAAGAUAUACAUGAAGAAGAGGCUGUUUGUAGAAUUUGUUUGGUCGAGUUAUGUGAAGGCGGCGAGACCCUCAAGAUGGAAUGCAGCUGUAAAGGUGAACUUGCUUUGGCUCAUAAAGAGUGUGCUAUAAAAUGGUUUAGCAUCAAAGGUAACAAGAUCUGCGAUGUGUGCAAGCAAGAGGUUCAAAAUUUAUCUGUCACACUUCUACGGGUUCAAAGUGUUCAAAAUCCAAAUUCUGGAGCAAAUAGAGCCCUACAGAUGGAAAUUAAUGGAUACAGGAUUUGGCAGGAAGUGUCUAUUCUUGUCAUUGUCAGCAUGCUUGCCUACUUUUGUUUUCUCGAGCAGCUUCUGGUUGGAAAAAUGGGUACUGGUGCAGUUGCCAUAUCUCUUCCAUUUUCUUGUGUGUUGGGUCUCCUUUCUUCCAUGACCUCUUCAACCAUGGGUAAGCUAAGUUCCUAGAGAAACAUAUAGUAGACAGUUGAGUCUGUUAUAGGAUAUAGAAGUACUAUCAAGAAAAGUACCAAACAACUAUAAAUUGGUUCAUAUCCAUGAUGGUCGGCUCAAAUGGUAAGUUGCUUAGGUUUUAUCCAGGAGGUCUUAGGUUCGAGUCCUACUUCGCCUGAUAUGUGAGGCUAGCAGGUGGUCACAUGUAUCCCAAGUUUGUGCUUCUGGGGUGGGCAAUAAUAAUAAAUAAAUAAAUAACUAUAAAUAUGCAAGUAAUAAACCUGUAGUCUGUUGAAUGGUCCCAGCUGUGGUAUUUUAUAGGUGUGGAGUUAAUCCAAUUAGAUAAUAUGAAAAAUACAAUUUAUCCACAAAAAUCAUUGUACGGGGAGGAAAUAAUUCUCCUCGUAUA